AUGAGUGCUCAAGACAAAAAUUAUCGUCGUAAAAUUUAUGCUUGUGCCUUGAAAAAUGUUUCAGAUUAUGAUGCUAAAGUUGUACUUACUUAUGCAGCUAUUGAAUAUGAUAAUGGAGAAGUCAAGAAUACACGUUUGGACAUGGACGUAGAGAAGGGUAAAAUACGUUAUCUCUCAGAAAGAUUAAUCACUAAGCGUACACACAACGUUCGUGAAGUAAUCGAGCAGAUCGAUGUUACAUUAUCCAAUGGAACAAAACUAGAAUUGAAAGCACCUUUCGAUGGUGUUGAAAAUCCAACAGCCGAUUGGCAUUUCGUCAUUGAAAAUACACAAAUCAAGUCGGCUGGACCUACUCCAGAAUAUGGCAAAUAG
Rotaria sordida is the source of this 372-nucleotide messenger RNA. Lineage: Eukaryota; Metazoa; Rotifera; Eurotatoria; Philodinida; Philodinidae. The record is from the annotation of a GenBank genome assembly.